AACAUACAGUUACAAUCAACAUCUUUUUAAAUUAACAAAUUAAGUACUAAAACAAAUAAAGUAUAUUUGAUCUUGUAGGGAAUAUAAUCUAUGUUUCUAACUCCCCCUUUUUCGAAUAGGCUUAUAACUUUCUUUCAACUUAAUGAAUACAUGUUAACCUAAUUAAAAUGUGCUAUAACUUAAGGCCUGUGUGAACUGGUAAUGUAUAACGUGACGUUACCACCAAUUUGAGAGCAGUGAAUUAUCAAUCGGACCAGUGACGUAUAAAACGCGUACGAGCAGUCUAGGGUCUUUAUCGGUCCUGCUUCCUGCCUAACCCACGCAUCCAGUUAAGUCCAGAACACCAAUCUCAGCCUCUGCAGUAUGAAUUAUGUAUUCCAAACAUACUGGGUUCAUAUACCAACCAGAUGGACCAUAUCGUACCAUAAAAUAGAAAACAACAUUUGUACAAGAUUUAGCCAAAAGUGGCUGUGAAUGGGGUAGGUAGUAAUUAAUAGACAGGGCAUAACUCGAGAAUGGUAAAUGGUAUAAUAAUAGUUCAUAGGUCAAAACAAAUCUCAUAAUAAGAGGGACGUGAAUAUAAAUAACAAAAUGUUUACAAAAAUCUACACAUAAGCACUAGUCGUUGAUAAUCAACUUUACUUUAUACAAAAAGAAACCCAUAUUAGUUCGAUUUUUUUUUAUCACUCUUGAGGAUGUAAUUGCAGGUCAAGUAUAUUAACUUUUUACAUUUUGACAUUGACUAUCAUUUCAGAUUUUCUUGCUGUUAAUCUGUGUACUAUUAAAGUUAAUUGUUCAGUGUAUGUGAUCAUACCUAGUAAUGUGCUAUCUAUUGAUUAUCUCAUUAUUGUUACUCUGUACUCAAGUAAUAAUAAUCCGUUUAUAAGUUAGGUCAAGGUUAACUAAGUAGAUCUAAUGGAAAUAUUCUUAAAAUACUACUUUAUUUAAAUUAAUUCGUGUAUGAAGUACUAUUAGUCUCUGUAUAAUAUAUCUCAAUUACUACUAAAUGACUAAAUUGUAAUCUGAGUUCUUCGAUUAUUUGAAUACAUCUUACUAUAUUUCAAGCUUGAUUACUUAUUUCAGUAUUUCAUGUGAAGCUGAUAUAACAUUGGGGAAGUUGAUGAGAUAUUUCGCUAUAUUCUUGAGAGCUGCAAACUGUUUAUAAGAGUACAUUAUCUUUAUGCCACUGUAUAUUAGUUGAGUUGUGUAGAAUUUUUUAAAUGUGGUAAAUUUGUAACAGAAAGAAAAAUUUAUCCUAACUAUUAAGUUGGUUAUCUCCACAGUUCAUGUCUUUGAAUUACCUGUUCUUUAUGCAAUCCCUUUGCCAUCAACUAAUUAAUCGAUAUUCAUUGACACAGUCUUUCAUCAUCAAUCAAUUUACGAUAUAAUAUUGUCAAAGGAGAUUGUAAUGAAUGGGUUAAACACGACCAUUAUGCAGGUCUCAGAAUACGAUUUAUAUGACUCUGCCCAUACUAAAGUAUCUAAAUCGCACGACACAGGAUUUAUCGCAACAAUCACAUGUCACUAUACUUGCGCACAAAUUUUAUCGGUAGUACGGAAUCUGUAAAAAUAAUCAUUAGUUAUUUAUAGCAAUAGAAAUGGUGUUACUCUAUCAGAUAUCAUCAUCAUCAUCAUAAAACACUACCGGCAAAACAGUAAACGAUAACGAAUCAAGCUUGAUUCGAACGGGAUCAAACAAAAUUACUGAAUGAACGCUAUUGCGUUAAGUUUUGGAACGUUCAAGCAAACCAAUAACUUCACUUACAGAGAUUCUGGGUCACUUCUGAAAAUCCAGUGGGAAUUUAUCGCCUUUAGAGUCAACCAAGUUGAAUAUGAAGUAAUACUUACUUACUCCUGUUACUCCUCGUUAAGGAGUAUAGGCCACUCACCAUCCAACCCUGUCCUGGGCAAUCCUUUCCAGCUCUUUCUAGUUGUUAUUCAUCCUUUUCAUAUCUGCUUCUAUUCCCCGACGUAAUGUGUUCUUUGGCCUUCCUCUUUUCCGCUUCACUUCAGGAUUCCAAGUUAGGGCUUGUCUCGUGAUACAGUUUGGUGAUUUCCGUAAUGUAUAUUCUAUCCACUUUGAAUAUCUUUUCCUAAUUUUCUCUUCAACUGGAAGCUGGUUUGUUCUCUCACAUAGUAGGCUGUUGCUGAUGGUAUCCGGCCAAUGGAUGUUGAAUAUCUUGCGUAGACAACUGGAUGAAGAUCAAACUUGAAAAUUAGUUUAUUAAUUUUUCAAGAAUAAAAAUUAUCAUCAAGCUGUACUAAUAUUUUUUUUGUAGACAGCAUAUCGAAUGAUGUAUAGAUAAUAAAACAUAAGAAGAUAAACCCUAUUUUUAUUAUGUACCUUGCUUGUUUUAAAGUCUCACUCUGUAUGAUAAUAAAUAAUACUAACCAGUUGCUCAAAUAGAUGUGGAUGGUGCGAAUGCUUAAUGGUUGGAAAUCGAGUGUUUCAACUACACUACAGCUCAUUGCUCCAUUGUUGUAUGUUCUCUGUUUUUUUUUGCAAUUCAAUAAAGUCAAUAUCAUAUCAUUAUAGUGUAGUUUGUUGAAUUCUUACAUCAAUUCGUAAAUAUCUUAUCCGUUAAGUUUGCUGUUUCCAUAGUUAGACAAAAUUAGCAGACCAAUUGUAUUUUUAGAAGAUUUUUAACCAGUUCAUUGGUGUGUUUUAUUGUUUAUGUUACUAAGUAUUAUUGUAUUUACAUUUGCUGUUGUUUGCUCUCUAUAUCACUUAAUAAUUUAACCAAUCUCUUUCUCAUUAUACAUUUGUGAAUGUGUAAAUCUUAAUGUAAUUUCUUCUAUCUGUUUAGUCAUGAUUUGUAAAUAUUAGUUCUAUAACAAUAAUAACACAUUCAAUCAUUUGAAAGCGAAUAUAGUACACAGAGACUUUAAGUUAUAAUUAACUUUACUAUCCAGUGGUAACUAUUGUAAAAUUGAGUAAUGUAGGCAUGAGUCCUAUAAGGAGAAUUAGUUCUUUCAAGAUUUAAAAUGUACUUUAAUAACGUGUUCCAAGUAACACGAAACUUGGGCUCAGGGGAUCCUCCCAACUUCAUUCAACCUAUUAACAUAUUCUUUCUAAAAAUGAUCCUCAUCUCGUAAGUAUUUUCGCGUUUUGUGAUGUUAUAUAAACAAUAUAAGGUAGUACAGUUGAUUAUUCACUGUAUUGGUUAAAAUAUUUUUGUUAUUAGUAGUUUCAACCAGGUUUAUUUUACAUUUAUUGUUGAAGUUCUUUUCGUUAUCUGAGUUUCAGUUGAAAAUUUUUUCGAAAAAUGUAGCUACUUUUUAAAAUCGAAUACAAUUCAUUAUGUUAGAAGGUGGGGAAAAUGCCAGGACUAUCAUUGGUUGCAAUAGCUCGGUCAUGUUCUUUGAAACAAGAUCUACUACAGACAACCACUAAACCAGUUGUGAAAAUGCGUUCUAAAGUAAAACGUCGAUCUACUGUUGCACAUGUCAGUCAAAGAAAAUCCGGUUCAUUAUUCACUAUCUCAUCGAUUUACAAACCGAAUAACGUACCGGUAUCAACUAACACUAAUCAAUUAUCAUGUGAAAAAUCAAUUAAUACCAUACAAUCAAGAAACAAUCAUAAUAAAUCAGCAACUACUCAUCAUACUUCUUUUAAAGUUACUGUAUGUCCUACAUGGAUAGAUAAAUCGAUGGUCACUAUAGAUUUACCAUCUAUUAAACCAAUUAUAUCGAAGAAAAUUUGGCGAACUGAAAUCAAUUUACCAAUUUUAUCACCAAUAAUAAAAAAGAAUCAUAAUGUUGAUAAUAUAAAAUCAACAAUCAUAUAUGAUUAUGGAAAAUCUCAACAACAACAAAAUAACAAAAUGAAUGAUUAUAUGAUUGAUGAAAUAGUCGAUCAAUUAAUUACAGAUGUAAUCACUUCUGACACAAAAUCACCUUCAAUUACAUCAUGUGUAUUUGAACUUAUGCAUGAUAUUCAUUCGACUGUUGUCAAAUCACCAUAUACUACUUCUAUUACUUCUAAUGCCACGAUCAUCACCACUUCUGUUGUUCCUAAUUCUACUGCUAAAAUGGAACAUGUUGCUAAGGGAAAAGCUAAUAGUAAUGUUAACAAUCGUAUUCGUGAAACAAUUGUUCAUCCUAAGAAACAGUUGACUCCAUCAGAAACUAUUGAACAUAAAUCUCUUGUCGUCAAUGAUGGAUUGAAAGAUCCACUUUCAUCAUUGCCUUCAACAACUGAUUUUCAUGAUAAUAAUAAAUCGAAAAUGGCUGUAUCUCCACUUAAACGUCAAAAUAGUGCUUAUCGUACAAGAACACGAACGCGUAGAUUUGUUAUUGAUGGUCAAACGAUUACUACAACAUCGAAACGCAUUGUAAACACUAAUUUAGAAGAUAAAAGGUUCUGUGAAGACGAACAAAUUAAACGUAAAGCUGCUUUACGUGCAUUCAGAAUAUUAGCCAAACAAGAAGCACAUCAAACACGUGAACUGAAUGAACGUGCACAACAACAAAUUGAUAUAUUAGAGAAUAAAAUGAAUGCAGAAUUUUCAACAUUGACAAAAACCUAUGAUCAUAAAAUGGAAAUUGUUAUACGUAAUUAUAAAUUACAAAUAGAACGAUUAGAUAAAGAAUUCGAAGUGGAAAUGAAACGUAUUCGAUCAGAAACUUCUAAAGAAGAGCGUACAUUUAAAGAUCGUUUAAAAAGUGAAAUUGAUACAUAUGAUCGUGCUAUGCGUAAAGCUGCUAAACGUGAUCUUAAUAAAUAUGAUCAUAUUCAAUCAUCUAAUUAUGAUAUUAAAUCAAAUUCAUCAUUAACUUCAUUAAAAUCAAAUCAUUCCACUAAUAAUAAUAAUAAUAACAAUGAUCAUAAUAAUUCACUUGUUUCUCAACGUUUAACAUUGUUUCGUGAAAAUCAAGAAUCACGUAUGAAUAGUCGUAUUUAUGAUUUACAUAAUGAAUAUAAUAAACGUCGAAAUUUAAUACAUUCAGAAUAUUUAAAUGAAAUUCAUACAUUAAGAUUAAAUUUUGAGGAAGAUAAAUGGAGAACGGAACAUCGUUUCUUAUCUAUGAAACAUCAAUUGGAUAGAAAUCGUCAGCUAGACUUAUUUAUGAUUAAACGUGAACAAUUAACUGGUCGAUCGGAACUUGAAUUAACGGAAUUGAAACAGACAAUCAACAUGGAACGAAGUAAACUUCAAGCAAUUCAUUCCAUAGAGAGAAAAAAUUGUAUAAAAUCCAUGAAGUCUGUUAACAAACGUAGUAUUCUGACAUUACAACGCCAAUCUAGAAUCAAUGCCAUCCAAUUGAAUGAAGCUCAAAAGCGUAUGAAUGAAGAAUUAGAAUUGUUAGAAUCGAAACAUAAAGCUCAAACGGAUGAAUUAGAACAGAGUAUACAUUUUCGAUUACAAGAAUUAGAACAAAGUACCAUUGAGAAACGUAAUGCUUUAAUUGAUCAAGAAACUAAACGUUUACAAGAAUUAGAUAAUCGACAUCAAAAUGAAAUGCGUAUCUAUUCAGAAUCUUUACCUCGAAUAAAAGCUUUAAUGAAAGAACAAUUUGCUCAAGAAUAUAAAGAAGAUUCUUUCAAAAUAAAUUAUAAUAAUUAUCGAUCAUAUAGUCCAAAAUCUCAUCGGCAUAGAUUACCAAUUCCUAUAUCAAGUUUAACAAAUCUACGUUGGGGUUCACUUUCUAAUUCGAAUACAAAAUUAAAUAAUCUAUUAGAAUCUCGACCAAGUCGAUUGAUUACAUUAUUCUCUUCAGAUUUAAAUCAUAAUAAGACAAGUUCAUCGGAUUCAAUGUGAAUUAUCAUACUAAAUAGCAUUAUAUAGUGUUAAUCAUUUUAAACUUAUUCAAUGAAUAUCUUAUUCACACUUCUUUUAAUCCUGCGGUUGUGAUUAUUACUACUUCACAAAUUAUAUAGAUAUAGAUAUAUAUUAAUGUACACGGAUAUAACUUUAUCAUCCUAUGCCUAAUUUAUAUGUUACCUUAUUCCACAUCAUGAAAUCUUCUACCAAUUUGAUCUUAACAGAGAGGAAAAAAUAAUCCUACUUUUAAAUGAUCCAAUUACUAUAGACACUAUUAUUAUUAUUAUUAUUAUUACUUGUAAAAACCAAACAAGCAUCACUUCACGCUCAGAGUAUGUCUACGUCUACGUGUGUGUGUGUUUGUACGUGUACAAUUCAAUCUCCUUCGUAUACAUAUAUUUCCGAUGAUUAAACUGAUUAAACUGUCUUCCAUUGAUAAUCAUUAUUAUUUUGUUAAGAACAGCAUUAUUUUGUUUUUGUAAUUUUAGACUGUUUCUUUUUUUAUGAAAAAUGAAAUUGUUAUUACAUUUAUAAAUGAAUAAUAAAAAGGACUUUUUUAACUGA
Schistosoma guineensis is the source of this 6329-nucleotide messenger RNA. The record is from the annotation of a GenBank genome assembly. NCBI's taxonomy places the organism in Eukaryota, Metazoa, Platyhelminthes, Trematoda, Strigeidida, Schistosomatidae.